Molecule: messenger RNA, 4824 nt
Organism: Acanthaster planci (crown-of-thorns starfish)
Lineage: Eukaryota; Metazoa; Echinodermata; Asteroidea; Valvatida; Acanthasteridae
Product: hyalin-like
Molecular function (GO): protein binding
Source: RefSeq, a predicted model, not a curated record
CUUGUGCAAUUGACGCUUUUUAUUACACAUGUUUGCCGCGUCUGUGCUCUCAUGCAUGUCUCAUGCAGUCUAGCAGUCCCUGCUCCACUGUUGACAUUCAAAUGAGGCCAAAAAGAGUCUUCCCUUUUUCGCAACCAAAGUUCAACGGAUGAUUUAGUUACAUUGUUUGCAGGUUAAACACAGAUGGUGAAAAAAUAUUUUGCUCGUUCGGGUGCUUUUAACAUGGCCACUUCCGGAAAGCCUGGUGGAAAACGCAGCAUGUGAAGGCAGCAUUUGUGGAGAACCUGUUUCAUUCUGGUCCCAUCCACAAUGCCACGCGUCUUGAGCAGCAAAUCGACCUUACUGGGUGUCUUGACUGGAGUGACGUUGCUGGUGUCUUUCAAACUUGCGGAUGCUAGUACAUUCGCACUGAUUGCAGACCUAGAAAAUGGCACCAUUUACAGGGGUUACCUAAGCCAGAAUCUUGCCGACCUGACGCCCCUUCCUCUCAAUGGUGUCAUGCGCCCCGUGGCAGUGGACUAUGACCCGGUCGAGGGCAUGGUAUACUGGACCGAUCAGCGGAGCGAAUCUGCCCCCAAGAUCUGCCGCGCGCACCUGGACGGCAGCAACCAGACGACUGUCGUGGGAGACCUGACGGAUCCGGGCGGGAUGGCGCUGGACGUCGCGUCUAGGAUGCUGUACUGGACGGAUGGUGCCCUGGCUCACAUAGGGCGGGCCCGUAUGGAUGGCACGGGGAGCAAAGAGAUCCUUCUCUCGGAGAAUCAUUACAAUCCAAAGGGUAUUGUGGUCGACUCAGUCCACGGGCACAUUUUUUGGUCGGACUGGGGAGAAAAUCCUCGGAUUGAAAGAGCAGACCUGGACGGGAAUAACAGGAGAAUCGUGGUUCAAGGAGGUCUAAGUUAUCCAUCAAGCGUCACCAUAGACUUUAACGGAAACUCUUUGUAUUGGAUCGACGCUAUUCACGACACAAUUGAGACCAGUGAUCUUUCGGGGAGCAAUCGUAGACUGGUAGCCAAUCUCACCGUCUACUCCUUGAGCUUUCCCUUCGAUUUAGCCGUGUACGGUGACUAUGUGUACUGGACGGAAUGGGGCAUGUACCCGACCAUCCUCCGAGUCCAUCUUGACGGGAGAGGUGCUGAGACAAUCGGCCCAUCAAUCUUUCAGAUGCCUGGUGGAAUUCACAUCCAAGAAGAGGAGGAAGUUGACAGCACGCCUCCGGUCGUCACCGGCUGUCCGAAUGAAGGCGUAUUCAAGGCGGUCCCUUUGGGUUACACCUCAGCCAAUGUAACUUGGACACCUCCGACAGCCAGUGACGACUCUGGAAUGGCGUCUGUCACAAUGUCGUCCAACCGCGUACCGGGACAGAGUUUCAACCUUGGUAGGACUCACGUGCAGUACAAUUUCACUGAUGCGGCCGGCAACCAAGCGUUCUGUGACUUUGUUGUCACAGUCUCGGCCGUGGAUUCUACAAAUCCGACUAUCAGCUGCCCGCCGACCAUCGUCCGCUAUGUCCGUUCUGCAACCCAGCAACUUCCCGUGUCUUGGCAGUUUCCGACCGCAUCUGAUGACAGUGGCAACCAGCCGACUAUUACGUCAACUCCAAACUAUCCAACCUCGUCUGGGACAUUCGGUGCAGGCAUGCAUUCUGUGACAUACUUAGCCCGAGACGGAGCAGGGAACCAGGCAUCUUGCAUCCUGACGAUUAAUAUCAUUCUGGAUUCCCGAAUUCCUACAAUCACCGGCUGCCCAGGCCGUACAAUUGCUGUCCUUCCACCGGGCAGUAGCAGCGUGGCUGUCUCGUGGACCGAGCCAGUCGGUGCGGAUGACAACGGAGUGGUCAACAUGACUCGGAGCCAUCGGCCAGGAAAUACGUUCACUCUUGGAAACGCAACCGUCACAUACACUUUCACCGAUCAGGCUGGUAACCAAGCCACCUGCAGGUUCACCGUCAGUGUUUCUAGAGGGGAUGUUACUAGCCCUGUAAUCAGCUGCCCGCCGACCAUCGUCCGCUAUGUCCGUACUGCAACCCAGCAACUAUCCGUCUCUUGGCCAUCUCCGACCGCGUCUGAUGACAGUGGCAUCCAACCGACCAUUACAUCAACUCCGAACUAUCCAACCCCGUCUGGGACAUUCGGUGCAGGCAUGCAUAGUGUCGUGUACUCAGCAAGAGACGAAGCAGGGAACCAGGCAUCUUGCACGCUCUGGAUUAAUAUCAUUCUGGAUUCCCGAAUUCCUACAAUCACCGGCUGCCCAGGCCGUACAAUUGCUGUCCUUCCACCGGGCAGUAGCAGCGUGGCUGUCUCGUGGACCGAGCCAGUCGGUGCGGAUGACAACGGAGUGGUCAACAUGACUCGGAGCCAUCGGCCAGGAAUUACGUUCACUCUUGGAAACGCAACCGUCACAUACACUUUCACCGAUCAGGCUGGUAACCAAGCCACGUGCACGUUCACCGUCAGUGUUUCUAGAGGGGAUGUUACUAACCCUGUGAUAAGCUGCCCGCCGACCAUCGUCCGCUAUGUCCGUACUGCAACCCAGCAACUAUCCGUCUCUUGGCCAUCUCCGACUGCGUCUGACGACAGUGGCAUCCAACCGACCAUUACAUCAACUCCGAACUAUCCAACCCCCUCUGGGACAUUCGGUGCAGGCAUGCAUAGUGUCGUGUACUCAGCAAGAGACGAAGCAGGGAACCAGGCAUCUUGCACGCUCUGGAUUAACAUCAUUCUGGACUCCCAAGCUCCAACAAUGGCCGGUUGCCCAGGGACCACGGUCGUAUCGACGGGUAACAGAAGCGUGGAUGUUUCGUGGACCGAGCCAGUCAGUAUUGAUGCCAACGGAGUGGUCAACAUGACUCGGAGCCAUCGGCCAGGAGAUAGGUUCGCUGUUGGAGACACCUUCGUCAGAUAUACUUUCACCGAUAGGGCUGGAAAUCAAGCCACGUGCACUUUUACCGUCAGAGUUGUUGCUGGUUGUUUGCUAACCCCUGACCAAUUCGAUCACCUAGAGGUGGUAUCUGGUCAGCAGUCCGUGUACCUUCCUGGAGAGUCAGUACAGCUUACCUGUCAAGACGGGUACCAGCUUAGCGGAUCAGCCAGUAGGUUUUGCCGGUCGGACCUCACGUGGUCGGGAGAGCCUGCAGUUUGCGUCCAACAAGGGGAGCCCAUGGGAGGAACUGUGGUAGGGUUUGGAGCUGGGGCCUCUGGAGUUUUGCUUCUAAUUCUACUGCUGCUGGUGGUUAUCUUCUUAAUUAGGAGGCGGAAGAAAACUAGAGUGAGGGCCCCGGAUUUAGCAAUCACAGCCCAAAUCACUACCCAGGGGGACCUGGGGAUUUACGAUAACCCACAACCGGUGUACGAGACUGUAGUUAGGGGAGCGGCGGCACCACCUCCCAAGGAGGAAGAGACUGCCCUGAGCGAGGUGAAGCCCCCUCUUCCGUCGACUCCAACGCCGGGGUACCCGCCGCCGAGUUACGAGUACGCCCAUGCGGAUCGGCACAAUUACAAUCUACCGCCUACCUAUAUCCCAAUGGAAUGACUUCUUUUGACACGCUGUACAUGUAUGACCAGGAUCAGUGCUGCACAGUCGCAGUCGUUUUUUUUUAUCCGUCACGCCCCUCACUUUUGAAUAACAUAUACCACUUGUCAAAGAAAUUAACUGUGAAGAAAGAUAGUCGUGUCAAUGAAUUGGUUGUUUAGGAUUUAGUUUCUGAUAUUUAGGUUUCUCGAAAUCGAAAGGACUACUCAUGAACAGUUUUCGGUUUAAAGUAAUCAGUAGAUUUCUCACAACAUUUUUUGCUGUGCCACAAUUGUGCCUAAUUAAAUUGACUGUUUACUUGGGCAGAAACGCAAUAAUUUUCUUUAAUACUUUUUUAGUAUACAGCACGCGAGGAUUUCUUUAUUUCAGAUCAUCACUUUCAAAACACUUUGUAAUGAUUGUAUCCAUGAGUGUUGUUAUAUUCAGAUAUUACUCAGUACAGUCGACUCUCAUUUUAAAGAACACUGUUAUAACAAAAUACUAUUAUAAAGAACACAUUUCGAGAAUCUAAAUUUCUUAAAUUCUUAUCCUUUUCUUUAUUUUUCUGUUUCGCUUAUGACAAAGUCCUGUUCAUAAUAAAGUAAUUUGCAUGAUCCAUGUAACUUUUUUAUAACAAGAGUCGACUGUGUAAUGAUUAUACCCAGCAAUACCUAUAUGUACAUGCUAAAGGUGUUAGCACAUGAAACGAAAACUUAAUUGGACGAAGCUAUCUGUCAUUUUGCACAAACACAUGUGCCAUCAAUUCCAAUAAGCAUAUGCAAAGAGGAAAUGUAAUGACAGGUUAAAUGUUUUGAAAUUUCAGUUUUUGUCAGUAGCGUAACAACGGGUCGGGGGGGGACACGUACCCUCCAGCGGAGGUCCAUUCCUCUAAGGAGCCCCUCAUUAGAAAUGCAGAUAGUUUAGGUACAAAACCGCAGUAUAUUCGCUGUCAGUGUUCCUUGAGAGAAUGGGUGCACCCUAGGUGUCCUCUUUGUUCGCUCAUCAGUUCACUCCCGAUUGAAACUAAACAAACUAAACGAAACUAGACGAAUUUGAGGGAACUUUCUUCACUCCAGUAAAUCAAGAUAUUAACUCGUAUUUCACCUGAAAGGGGUUUCUUUUUUCAAGCUGUUUCGAUUCGACUUCAGAGUGUGUUUCACUCUAAAAACUUCCCAGCCUCUAUUUUCAUUUCUCCCGGUUCUUCUGAUUUAAAGAGUAUGUCACUGUUUUUUUCUGUUGAAGAAAACAGGCCAUUGUCAUUAAGAGAUUAUAGCCUUCAACAUUUUUAUUUUAAUAAAUCAAUUUUAGCUUCAA